CUUUCACAUCCAUUGCUGGUAAUCUACCGAUUGAGAUCUAGUUCUGUUUGUUUCUCUAAUUCUUCCCAAUGUUCACUGGAUCUACCUAUCUUCAAGCUAUUUAAAGCAAAGAAAUAUGGGUAGACAGAGAGAUCCAUUUUGGGAUCAUGCUGAGAAUGUAAAUGGCCGUUUCAAAUGUAAUCAUUGUAAACAAGAUUUUCCUGGAGGUGCAUCAAGGAUUAAAGCACACUUGGCCGGAGUUCCAGGUCAUGACAUUAAGGCAUGUAAUGCCGUGCCUCAAGAUGUUCAAGAAAAAGCUCAAGCAACUCAAAAAAAAAGAGAAGCUCAAGUAACUCACGGGAACAACAAAAAACCUAAAAGUGUACCAACCUCAGGUUCAAAAUCAAAAACGAAGAUGAUUAAAAUUGUCACACAGGGUGAGGAAGAAUAUUGGGCUGAAAUUAUCCUCAAUGAUGUUGUGGACAGACUAAGAGCCAAUGUGUCUUCACUUGCCAUUGAGCAUAUCAAUUUUGAGUUGAGUUUCAAGGUGGAGUUGAUAAAUCUUCUUGAAACAUUAUUCAAGAUUAAAUUUGUGUUAGCUGAUGCUCAAAAGAGGCAAUCAAGUGAUGAGUCUAUGAGGAUAUGGUUAACAAAUCUUAGAGAUGUAGCUUAUGAUGCUGAUAAUGUGCUAGACAAAUUUAGCUAUGAGAGUUUUUUGCAAAAGGCACAGAUUCAAAAUCAAAUGAUGGAUCAGGUAUGUAACUUUUCACCAUGCAAUCUUGAUAAAGUUAAGACCAUCAAACAAUUGUUGGAUGAAAUUGUGAAUGAUGUAGCUGACUUUGGCCUUAGAAUGGAGUUGGUGAAUUCAAUCCCCAAAAUUAGCUUGGACAUGAAUAUAGACUCCCUCCUCAAUGAUUCAGAAGUUGUAGGAAGAGAAUACGAUAUCAAAAAAAUAGUAAACAUACUCAGUUCAAGCAAUCAACAGGUUAUCUUUGUUCUCCCUAUAGUGGGUAUGGCAGGUCUUGGAAAGACAACUUUAGCAAAACUUGUGUAUAACAAUGAACAGAUAAAGAAACAUUUUGAUGUACUAGCAUGGGUAAAUGUUGGUAAAAAAUUUGAUGUUGAAGGGAUUUUAAGAGAGAUUCUUAAUUCUCUUAGACAAGACUUGAGUGAUUUAGAAUUUGAUGAUUUAGAAUAUGAUGAAGUACGUCAAAUAUGUGCAAAAAUUUUGGUGGCGAAAAAAUAUCUUCUCAUACUUGAUGAUGUGCAGAAUGAAGAUCCUAAGAAAUGGGAUACUUUAAAGGGUUACUUAUUAGAACUUAAUUCCAAUAUGGGAAAUAGUAUUGUUGUUACAACCCGUAAUGAGAAUGUGGGGCAAAUCAUGAAGAUACAUCCCCCACAUCACUUAGAGAAGUUAUCAAAAGAUGAUUGUUGGAGUAUAAUGAAAAAAAGAACAUUUAUAGAUAGAAGAAUUCCAUUAACUUUAGAUUUGGAGGUUAUUGGCAUGGAAAUUGCUAAAAGAUGUGGAGGGGUUCCAUUGGUUGCUAGAGUUUUAGGGGGAACAAUGUGCUUUCAAUUUGAUAAAAACAAAUGGCUAGAGAUUCAAAAUAAUAAAAUUUGGGAUUUUUUGGAUGAAGAUAACAGUGACAUCUUUCCUGUGCUUAAGUUAUGCUUUGAUCAUCUUCCAACACCAUCUUUAAAACGAUGUUUUGCAUAUUGUGCAAUAUUUCCCAAAGAUUAUGACUUGAAAAAGGAUGAAGUAAUUCAGUAUUGGAUGGCUGAAGGGUUCCUUGAACUCGCUAAAGAAGCAAAUAUAAUGAUGGAAGAUAUUGGUAGCAUGUAUUUCAAUAUUUUGUUGGCCACUUCCUUUUUCCAAAAUGCUAGAAAGGAUGCAUACGGUAAUAUUAUUAGCUGCAAAAUGCAUGAUUUGGUGCAUGACUUUGCACUCUCAAUUUCAAAAUUUGAAACUCUAAUCUUGGAGGGAGAUUCAGUGGACGAUGGUAGUAGCAUGCAACAUUUAUUUGCCCGACUUGAUGGCAAAACAACACUGGGAAGUUCAUUUAGUGGAGUUGAUUUUACAAAAUUGCGCACAUUAAUUUCAGAAAAUUUCAACUUUGACAUCAUGUUAUCAAAUUUUAAAUGCUUACGCGUUUUAAAAUUAUUCGGCGAUAGUAUAAUGGAGUUGCCAGAUUCAAUUGACCAAUUAAUACAUUUGAGGCUUCUUCACAUUUCAAGCUCCUUAAUUGGAGAAUUACCAAAAUCCAUCACCAAACUAUACAAUUUGCAAACUUUAAGAAUUAAAGGCUGUGUAGAAGAGCUUCCGGAAGACCUAAGCAAUUUGAUUAACUUAAGACAUAUUCAUAUUAAUCAUAUCAAUCAUAUUUGGGAUCAUUUUAUACGAACACCUAACAAUAUGGGGCGGUUGACUUGCCUUCAAACAUUGCAAUCUUUUUGGGUGGGUGCAGAUGAAGGUUAUCGAAUUAAAGAAUUGGGAUGUUUGAAGAAUCUCAGAGGAGAAAUAAACAUACAGAGUCUAGAGAAUGUGGAAGAUGAGGAAGAAGCCAAAAGUGCAAAAUUAAAAGAAAAGGAAAUAUUCAACUUGGGAUUAUUUUGGAGUCUUCUUCGUAGAGAAUUGGGCUGGUAUGAUAAAGAUGAAAAGGUGUUGGAAGGCCUCCAGCCUCACCCAAAUUUGAAAAGCUUAACAAUCAAAAGGUAUCUUGGAAAGAAAUUCCCAUCAUGGGUUGGUUUGUCUUCGCUAUAUCACAAUUUGAUUGAGAUCAAUUUGAGAUAUUGUAUGGAAUGUGAAGAAGUUCCCACUCUGGGGCAAUUACCCUGUCUUAGGGUUCUUGAAAUAAUAGGAAUGGGGAAGGUAAGAUGUAUAGGAAGUGAGUUUUACUUUUACAGUGAUGGAAGUUACAGAAAUACUACUACAUUAUUUCCGGCAUUGAGAAUACUCAAAUUGGAGGGGAUGAAAGCCCUAGAAGAGUGGAAGGAUGCAAAGGAGUUGACAACCGCAGAUGAGGUGUUGUUUGUGUUUCCUUGUCUUGAGGAGUUGACCUUAAUUGAAUGUGAGAAACUGACAGAUUUGCCAGACUCACUGCAUGUUUCCCGUCAGAAGUUAGUAGUACAGUGUUGUCCUAUGCUGAGGUCAUUGCCAGGUGUCUGGUCCCUUCAGAAGUUGGUAGUACAGGAUUGUCGUAAGAUAAGGUCAUUGCCAGGUGUCCCGUCCAUAAUAAGGGGUGGUAAUGAAGACCCACCCAAUGGGUUACAGCGUGUUGAAUAUUUGGAGAAUGGGGAUUGUCAUCUGCCUUCUUCUUCCUCCAUUCACGCCUCCCUCCAAAAGCUAAAGCUAACAUGGUGUGACUAUCUCCUGGACCAAAUUCAAUACUUCGUUGCCCUUAAAAUUCUGUGGAUAGAGGGAUUUAUGGAGAUGGUAGCUUUGCCAGAGUGGUUGGGCAAUCUUUCCUCUCUUCAACGGCUGUAUAUUGUGAAUUGCUGGACACUGCUGUAUCUACCCGCGGAGGAAGCCAUGCGACGCCUCACCCAAUUGAAAAAGCUGAUCAUUUAUAAUUGCCCCAAAUUUGAAGACAAUGAGCGGAUCAAGAUUAGCCACGUUCCAUGGGUUAAAAUCAAUGCUUAUCCGGAGCCCCUGCCACGUUGCAAAGAUUUUGAAGACUAACUCAAAAAGAUGGCAAGAAGUUUGCAUUUGGAAAAAUAAUUAACUUGAUGACAACUGAUGCCCAGGCACUUCAGGGGAUUUCUUAUGACUCGGGGCUCUCAGGUGAUAAGGUGAGUCUUUUUAAAAGUCUGGCAAUGCUUUACUCUUGAACGCAUCUUCUGCAGAUGAUGCUAAAAAUGAGAUUAUAUAGCUUGGGGGGACACUGGAGGCAGUAUUUUGUACGUAGUUUCUGACAAGAAGAAGGAAUUCUUUCCUAAACUAAGCAAUUGCGGUUGGCUGAUCGUUGUUUUCAGAUCUCUUGGGCAAGAACCAGCAGAUGCUACUGAAGGUGGCAGUGCAUGUGAGAACUCAAGCAUGAUUUUUAUCAACAAUCUAGUAGAGUUGCCUUCAACCAUGUGCUACAUAAAUAGAAAGGCAACUGGUAACAGUGUUGUGACUGUU
Quercus robur (English oak) is the source of this 4099-nucleotide messenger RNA. Its product is annotated as putative disease resistance protein RGA3. Bases 116 to 3658 code for a protein of 1180 amino acids. Lineage: Eukaryota; Viridiplantae; Streptophyta; Magnoliopsida; Fagales; Fagaceae. The record is from RefSeq and is a predicted model, not a curated record. The transcript is spliced from 9 exons. Gene Ontology annotation, molecular function: DNA binding; ADP binding. Gene Ontology annotation, biological process: defense response to other organism.